Molecule: messenger RNA, 1400 nt
Organism: Aspergillus nidulans FGSC A4
Lineage: Eukaryota; Fungi; Ascomycota; Eurotiomycetes; Eurotiales; Aspergillaceae
Product: short coiled-coil protein
Exons: 2
Coding region: 603-1103 (166 amino acids)
Cellular component (GO): Golgi apparatus; cytosol; Golgi membrane
Source: RefSeq, a predicted model, not a curated record
CAUACUGCAGACCAAGAGACCACAGAUCGAAUCCGAGAGGGGAAACACUGCUUGGAUAGAAGUGCCUGACUUGUCUUUCAGGCAGAGAAAGCGACUCGCAAACAGUGGUCCCGGUGCAGAGCCAGAUUUGGUGAAUUGCUUUGUCCAGCAUCUAUCAAGUCGCUCAGUCCCAACUUUCGCUAAAACCCAAGUUCCACCCCUCCAAUUCAGUCUUUCAAGCUUUCCUUCCCUUCCCCUGGAUCGCUCAAAUCGACUCUCUCCUGCUUCCUUUUCCUCUUUUUUCCCUUUUCUUUCCCUUUUCUCUGUCCGUCUCGCUCUGCUGCUUGUUCAUUCUCCAUUCUCCCCUUUCUUUUACCGGCUCCCUGCUGCUUGCUCCACCCCUCUGCAAACUCUCUCAGGGACACCGAUUCGAGCCUCCACGACAGCUACCUCCAGCGAAACGCAGAUUUUCAUCUGAGGUGAUCGCUAGAGGUAGUUUUCAACCUGUGGUGACUGUACCUGCCCGUCUCUGUCCAUAAACCAGCACUUUCUCCUCCAAGGUUCGCGUCAACCGGAAACCAUAGAACCCCUUCAGACACCUCCGCAGGCGCCUCCCCCGUAAUAUGGCAUCGACGUCAGAAGUGCAUAGUUCUUCCCCGGUUCCGACUCUGCCUCAGCCGAACGAAACCAACCGUGCCCAUAUGUCCUCGCUCUCGUCAUCCUCUUCCAUAUCCGACGCGGAGACCGAACGCAGGGGCCGCCCUGAACGUCCCCGUAUGGCCAGUCGCAAACCUAGCGCCUCAAUACUGGUGCCUCGGGAUCACCCCGAAAUCGAAAUCGAGGAGGAGGAGUUCCCGCCCGACGACGCGCGAGCCAUGAGCCCGCGCCGCAAUUCGGCGGAUUUGGAGCGACUGGGAAAGGAGGCCAGACAGACCCUCCAGGAACAAGCCAAGGCCCUCCAGUCGUCUCUCCAAGCUCUAGCGGAACGAAUUGAUGCAGUGAAAACCGACCACGACAAACUCGAGAACGAGAACAGAUUCUUGCAGGAUUACAUUGGGGGCUUAACACGUAAUAUGAAGAGCGAGAUGUCGAAGAGUUCUAAAGUCAAGAAGUCGCACAAAUAGGACGGCCGCGACGUCCCCUUCCCGACUCAGAUUCAGAACGGUCGGGACUCUUUUUCGCUUUAAGUUCGCGAAAAGAUCGAAUCGCUUUCAUGCUAUAUCAUCGCGCAUUCUUCCCCUGGUACUAGGGCGGGCUUUUACGUGGCCAUUCAUCAUAUUUUCAGAUCGGACAGUCCACAAGUCGAUGAACAUUAUUCAGCACUACUCUGGUGAAGCUUGGAAAUCGAGACCUAAGCCGUCGAUGACUUGCAAAGAGGCAGCAUUCGCGAGAUCAACCAUAUCGCUCAUCUACGACUGUGC